AUGAUGAUCCUCGCACACGGCCUCCUCUUCCUCCUCGCUGCUCCGACUACGCUGGCGUGGUACGGCGGCGGCGGCGGCGGUGGUGGUGGACAGACGUGCAGCACUGCUACCUCGCACACCUGCACUACUAGCACGCACACCGGCCCCGCGACCACCGUCGUGUCCACCUCGUGCGCACCGUGCACUACCACCAAGACUGAGUCGUGUGACCAGACGACCACGACCACGUCGUACACUACCAAGCACGCGACCACCACGCCCACCGUGUGGAUCACCGCCCCGCCCACCAUCACCAAGACGGUGACCGCGACGACGUCGUACCCGUGCAUCCCGUACGCCAAGCGCACCGCCGCGGCCGUCGACGACGGCCUCACCAACGCUCAGCGCCUUGCGCGCGGCCUGCCGCCCCGUGCGCCCGCCCUCGCGCGCUGGUACGGCGGCGGCUGGGGUGGUGGUGGUGGCGGCGCGUCGUGCGUCCCCACCACUACCACUGUCGUCGACACCGUCGUCGUCACGUCGCCCAUUUCGACCGUCACUUCGUGGACUUCGACCUGCGAGUUCACCUCCACGACGAUGGAAACGCCACAGCACACCCUGACCGUCACGCGCACCACGACCGACACGGUCGCUGGCACCAAGACGAUCACGGAGACCACGACGCCGUGGGACGAGCACACCGUGACCGCCACGCACACUACGACGGGCGCGUGCUACUACGGCGCCAAGUGGAAGCGCUAA
Molecule: messenger RNA, 738 nt
Organism: Vanrija pseudolonga
Lineage: Eukaryota; Fungi; Basidiomycota; Tremellomycetes; Trichosporonales; Trichosporonaceae
Exons: 6
Coding region: 1-738 (245 amino acids)
Source: RefSeq, a predicted model, not a curated record